AUGAGCGACUACGAACACUACGCCAUGACGGCUGCGUCUUCUCGCACGUACUGGAACGCUGGUAUGGUCAAUCGCGCUCACGGCAAUGGCAAAAUUUCUGGCGUGUUCGUCUUCAACACAGAAAGCAUGAAAAUCACGAGACGCAUCUUCGUCACUUUUGUCGCCAGGAUAUACACCGUUCACCCCCGAGUCUGGCCAGACCUCUUCAUACACAAGAGAUACUGGACUUAUGGCUUCUGGGUGAUAGGAAAGUUCGCCAAAACUCAGGAUACGGCGAAUAUCAACCUCAUUCUGGUGAACGACUGCGGUAUAUAUGUGGAAUCGAAGAGUAAGAAACUUGGCCCGGAUGUCUAUAUCGGUCUCUGCCGUUUCACUCUGGCAUGGUCGAGCUCUCGCGCCUAUGUUGUUGGGAGCGCAUGGUUUGAGAUGGCUGAGUUGCUGAGGGCGCUUGUACUCCAGAAGGAAGCACAUCGGUUCCCAGAACGUUUGUUGCAGGUGUUGCAAGGCAAGAACCAUAUCUUCUUUGUGGUACCGUCUUCCACAACAUGUUUAGUGCCUCGAGACAAGGACACCCAUGCAUCUCCGUCUGCCGUAAUUACCGCUGAAUCAACAAUACAUCAGCGACGACAAUACCACUGUAUCUCGUAUGGGUCUACGUCGACGGCCGAGAGGACGUGUGUCGCCUCUACAAGGCUUAUAUACGGACAGACUCAGCUACAGCUUGGUAUCUCGUCCGACUUCUGCAACGUUAUCUUCUUGCUUCUGGGUCUUGUGUCGACUUCAGGGAAAGAAGAAGAAGAAGAAGAAGAAGAAGAAGUAGAAGAAAAGGCAGAAGGAAUUUCGACAAGACUGCUUAUACGAGAGUUACGCGGAGUCCUGAAUGAUUCCAGCAAUGUUGGACUUUGGCACUUUGCUACAGUACUAACCAGCCUCUGA
This is a messenger RNA of Aureobasidium subglaciale EXF-2481, 936 nucleotides long. RefSeq lists its product as uncharacterized. The transcript has a single exon. The coding region runs from base 1 to 936 and encodes 311 amino acids. Lineage: Eukaryota; Fungi; Ascomycota; Dothideomycetes; Dothideales; Saccotheciaceae. The record is from RefSeq and is a predicted model, not a curated record.